Molecule: messenger RNA, 306 nt
Organism: Aspergillus mulundensis
Lineage: Eukaryota; Fungi; Ascomycota; Eurotiomycetes; Eurotiales; Aspergillaceae
Exons: 2
Coding region: 1-306 (101 amino acids)
Source: RefSeq, a predicted model, not a curated record
AUGGGCCGCGGCAAGAAGAAGGUCCUCAGCGACUUCAUCGACAGCAUCCCCGACGAGAAGCUGGAGGGCUUCCCGGACUCGCCGAGCACGCUGUACCAUGACCUAGACUUUCGAUUCGACAUGCAAGGCAUAACGAGCAACGACGAGUGGAACUUGCAGAUCCAGGUCAACUUCAAACCGAAGACGCCCUCGCUUCGCAAGUUCGCCCCCAAAACAGUGGCCGGUCCGGUCUUGGUUUCUCGCAGCGAGCCGCUUACGGGCGAGGAAAUCAGGCAGGCCCUGAGGGAUACCGUGAGAUUUGAAUGA